Messenger RNA from Lineus longissimus, 2175 nucleotides. RefSeq lists its product as uncharacterized. Gene Ontology annotation, molecular function: DNA helicase activity. The transcript has a single exon. The record is from RefSeq and is a predicted model, not a curated record. Lineage: Eukaryota; Metazoa; Nemertea; Pilidiophora; Heteronemertea; Lineidae. Gene Ontology annotation, biological process: DNA repair; telomere maintenance. The coding region runs from base 1 to 2175 and encodes 724 amino acids.
AUGUCCACCAUGCAGUACUAUUCCUUCCACAUGAUGCAAAGAGAUGGCAAUUUCAAUGUUCUAUUGCGUGCCGGACGACUCUUUCAACAAUAUAUAGUCGACCAAUACGUAAAAGUUGAACAAGAACGUUUGAAUUACAUCUAUUACCACCAAAGUGACUUACGCGCCGAGUUGCACCAAGGUCUUCAAGACGCAAUCCUUAGUGGAGACACAGAUGGCAACACGAUUGGGAGACGAAUCAUCCUUCCUUCAUCAUUUACCGGAGGUCCUCGCAACACACAUCAGUUAUAUCAAGAUGCUAUGGCGAUAGUACGUCGCUUCUCCAAACCUGACCUCUUCAUCACCUUCACCUGUAAUCCGCAAUGGCCUGAAAUCCAAACUGCCUUACUCGAAAACCAAACUGCUGCAGAAAGACCAGACAUUGUUGCAAGAGUUUUCAAUCGGAAGAAAACAGCAUUCAUCCAUGAGAUCACGCAAUCCAAAAUCUUCGGUGAGGUUCAAGCGCAUGUCAACGUCAUUGAAUUCCAGAAGCGCGGAUUGCCACAUCUACACAUGCUGAUCAUUCUACAUCCAUCACAUAAACCACAAACACCACGUGAUUACGACCAAUUCGUAUCAGCAGAGAUACCACCACCUUCAAACAAACCGCUUCAUGAUGUUGUCACUCAACACAUGCUUCAUGGACCAUGCGGAGCAGCCAACCCAAACUCACCAUGUAUGGAUCAAGGCAUCUGCAAUAAAAAGUACCCCAAGACUUUCUGUGAGGAAACACAUCAAGCCCCUGAUGGAUACCCGUUAUACCGACGACCAGACAAUGGCCUUUUCAUCCAGAAACAUGGUGUCAAGAUGGACAAUCGUUGGGUGGUGCCGUACAACCCAUAUCUCUCAGCCAUGUUCCAAGCACACAUAAACGUUGAGAUAUGUUCUACCAUAACCGCUGUGAAAUACCUAUACAAAUAUGUAUAUAAAGGUUCCGACAGAAUCAUGGCAGCCAUCCAAGAUGAUCCCAAUUCCACGCAACCUGUCAAUGAACUGCAACGCUUCAAAGAUGCACGCUACAUAUCGUCAGGUGAAGCUGCAUGGCGGCUCUUCCACUAUGACAUAAAUGACCGAUCACCAGCCAUACAACGCCUCGCUGUUCACCUGCCACAACAACAUUCAGUGGUCUACACUCCAGGUAGGGUCCAAGAUGCCCUUGAACGUUCCAAAAACACCACGCUGACGGCUUGGUUCAUUGCCAACCAGGAGUACCCUCAAGCCAAAACUAUACCCUACCACCUCUUCCCAGAACAGUUCACGUGGAACAAAACGACAGGCAAGUGGACACCACGAAGGCGCUGUUCCGUGAUAGGCAGAUUAUACAGCGCAUCUCCUGCUGAAGGAGAACGUUACUACCUUCGACUGCUCUUGCACCACACACCCGGCUGUACAUCAUUUCAAGACGUCAAGCGACUAGACAAUGGAGAAGUGGCCAGUACAUUCAAGACAGCAGCUGUACUCCGUGGAUUCUUGCAAGAUGACUCUGAGUGGCGUAGAUGUUUGGAGGAAGCAUCCGUCAGUGGAUUCCCUGCACAAAUACGGCAGCUCUUUGCAACGAUACUCAUCUUCUGUGAUCCAACAGAACCACAAGAACUCUUCAAGACGUUUCGCCCCCACAUGACAGAUGAUGUAGUCCAUACAGCGAAAUCUCUCAAUUUACCAACCACAGACGAACAGCUGCAAAACCAUGCCCUUUUCCACAUACAACAGCUACUACACCAGCAUGGAAAGGACCUUAGUGACUUCCCCAACAUGCCAAUACUGCCUGAACACUACACUGGACUGGCAACAGACCCACACCUAGACUUCAAUCCAACAAUUGAAAAAGAAAAAGCAGACACCAAUGCAGCCCGCCUUAAUGCUGACCAAAAGGCCAUCUAUGAAGAAGUCAUCCAAGCAGUCAUCAACCAACAGUCCAAAGUUCUAUUCAUAGACGGACCUGGCGGAACUGGAAAGACCUUCCUCUACAACACAAUAAUCCACAAAGUUCGAUCAUUGAGUCUCACUACCAUCGCCACAGCUUCCUCCGGCAUCGCAGCAGAACUACUAGAGGGAGGACGAACUGCCCAUUCACAGUUCAAAAUUCCCAUACCUACCCAAAGACACAGCACCUGCAACAUUGGAAAGAACACCUGA